Dentiscutata erythropus is the source of this 167-nucleotide messenger RNA. Lineage: Eukaryota; Fungi; Glomeromycota; Glomeromycetes; Diversisporales; Gigasporaceae. The record is from the annotation of a GenBank genome assembly.
CCUCACAAAUGUGCAAUUUUAAUCACGAAUGUAUAAAUAUGGUUGUAAUUAACAUAGUUAGCUGGGCUGGACAGUCCAGUCCAGUGAUCAACACUGCCGUCGGUCAUUUUCCGACAGCUCAUUUAGCCGUAAUGAAUAAAAUCAAACAAUCCGUAGUAAUUCCAUAA